Perkinsus marinus ATCC 50983 is the source of this 654-nucleotide messenger RNA. RefSeq lists its product as hypothetical. The coding region runs from base 1 to 654 and encodes 217 amino acids. The record is from RefSeq and is a predicted model, not a curated record. The transcript has a single exon. Lineage: Eukaryota; Perkinsozoa; Perkinsida; Perkinsidae.
AUGUCAGCAGAUCUCGUUAUUGUUGAAUAUGAAGAUGUCACCUGUCCCGAAGCCGACCUAAGCGAGGCUGUCUACAAGGCCUUCGGACCGGACGGUAUUGGUGCGAUUGGCAUUAGGGGAGUUCCCCACUGGGAGGAGCUUUGGCGCUCCGUCUUACCCCUAUCUCACAAGUUGGCGACUCUACCUCCGUCGAAGCUCCAAGCCUUAGAACAUGAACCUAGUAUGUACAAUGUGGGAUGGUCCCACGGUAAGGAGAAACUCGGUGAUAAGCCUGAUCUCGCUAAGGGCAGCUUCUACUUCAACCCCCUCACCGACGAUCCUCUGCCAGAGCUGCGGGAGGCCUUUCCAUGGGCUGUCCCCAAGAACCUAUGGCCGGCCGAAACAGAUAUUCCUGAUAUGCGAGGAAGGUGUAGAGCAUUGGGUUGUACUAUGUACGAUAUGGCUAAGGCCCUGUCGAGGCACGUCGAUCUGUUGGCCACCUCUCGAGUCAAUGGUUAUGCUCCUAACACUCUCUAUAAGGAGAUGUCUAAAACACAGAAGGCUAAGGGGAGAUUACUCUAUUACUUCCCCACGGAGUCUCAAGCGGAGAUGCAUGGAUCGGCUGGCACAACGAUUCUGGCUUCCUUACUUGCCUUACUCCUGAUAUUUACGUAA